Messenger RNA from Penicillium manginii, 1710 nucleotides. RefSeq names its product MFS-type transporter sphD. The record is from RefSeq and is a predicted model, not a curated record. The transcript has 2 exons. Gene Ontology annotation, biological process: transmembrane transport. Gene Ontology annotation, molecular function: transmembrane transporter activity. The coding region runs from base 1 to 1710 and encodes 569 amino acids. Lineage: Eukaryota; Fungi; Ascomycota; Eurotiomycetes; Eurotiales; Aspergillaceae.
AUGGGUUUCUUUCAGAGCAGCUCUGAGGGGCCUGAGAUAUCCGUCCCCGAGAUUUCAUUUCAACAACACGCAGAACCCAGAUCAGAGAAGACAGGGACUGCAGAGAAGGACAUGGAGGAGCCCAUAGAAGCCAAUUGUGAGAACGAAGAAGCGCAGUCACCAAAGAAACCCUUGUCUUUCCACUUGGCAUUCAUUGGCCUCGCCGCCAGUCUUUUUGUCUUCCAGAUGGACGCAACAUGUCUGGGUAUAGCACUGCCUACCAUUGCCGAGGAUUUAGGUGGCUCAAGUUUACAGUCUUUCUGGGCGAAUCUGGCCUAUACACUAUGUGGCCUCUCCUUGCAACCAGUCUGGGCAAGUAUCUCUGACGCAUUUGGAAGGAAACCGCCUCUUUUUGUAUCCAUGGGAUUCUUCUUUAUUGGAUCUAUUGUUUUCUCCACUGCCAAAAACAUGGACACGAUCAUUGUUGGCCGAGUAUUGCAGGGACUUGGCGGCGGAGGAAUCGACGUUCUCACCGAAGUUAUUCUGGCCGAUAUGACAACCCUGCAGGAGCGUGCCACAUACCUUGGCUUAAUGGCCAUUCCCGCAGCUAUCGGAAAUAUCCUAGGACCAACUGUUGGAGCUCUGUUUGCUUCCUACACUGGCUGGCAGUGGAUCGGAUGGAUAAAUUUGCCUAUUCUGGGGCUUGCUACAAUAUUACUGUUUUUCUUCCUUAAGUUACGGCCGGUCAAGCUCGACGACUCUCUUGGCCAUACUGUGGUCCGCCUUGAUUGGAUUGGUAUGAUACUAAUGAUCAUCGGUAUCACUAUCUUCGUGAUACCUCUUAGUUGGGCGGGCUCUCUAUUCCCGUGGGCUUCCUGGCAGACUCUUCUCCCGAUGCUUCUGGGAGUUGUGGUGCUUUUUGGCUUCGGGUUAUACGAAGCAUACCCAGUAUCACCAAUCAUUCCUCAUCGACUCUUUUAUUCUGCGACUGCGAAUAUGACAUUGCUGGGAGUGUUCUUCCAUGGCGCAAUUCUAGUAUCGCUUUUACAAUAUCUACCUUUGAUAUAUCAAGCUGUGCAACUCCAAACUCCAAUCAUGUCUGCUGUAUCCUUAUUACCGACUGUUGUUACUAGUGUGGUAUUUGCAGCUAUUUCAAUGAUGAUGGUCCCGCUUUUUGGAGGAUAUACGUGGCUCCUCCGGUUCUCCUGGGUCAUCCUUACACUAGGUACUGGUCUACUUGCUUUAUUCAAAGUAGGAUCAUCAGAAUCAAUGCGUUAUGGACUUCCGAUCUUGUGGGGAACAGGUGUUGCCUUACUCCGUCUAAGUAUCCUUCCGAUACAGGCGAGUGUCAAGGAUAUCAAUGACACUGGGCUCGCGAUCGCCUUACUGCUAACUAUUCGCAUGUUUGGAGGUCUAGUGGGGCUCACCAUUGCUUCAACCAUUUUCAAUACGACCUUUUCGACAUCGAUCUCCUCCUCUUCGAUAGAGCUUACCGGAUCCCUGUCACCCCUUAAGGACGCUGCCAAUGCUGUCAGUUUCAUUGACAAGCUGAGGCUACUUGAUAUUUCAACUGCAACCCUUGAUCCGGUCUUGAAAGUUUAUCUCAAAUGCUUCCAGACCAUCUUUUAUACAAUGGCGGGCCUGGCUGGUCUUGGUCUAGUGAGCUCAUUCUUUAUUGCCGAGAUUGACUUGAAUCGGAAAAAUCUUGGAGACCAACGGUUCGAGGAAUAG